AUGGCCUUGAAUCCGGAGGACCGCAGUGCUGGGUUCCAGCACAACAAUGUGGUGGCCUUCAUCAAUGAGAAGAUGGCCGGGCACACGAAAGGCCCUGAGUUCUAUCUUGAGAAUAUAUCCCUGUCCUGGGAGGAGGUGGAGAACAAGCUCAGGGACAUCCUGGAGGACAGCGCAGUGCCCAGCCAGGCCAAAGACGCCUGUGCCUGGAGCAGCCUGGCCCUGGGCAUGCGCUUUGCCCGCAGGCAGAGCCAGUUACAUGGGCACAGGGUGCAUUGGCUGCAGGACUUCACCAAACUGCAUAAGUCUGCUGCAGAGGCCUUGGCCUCACACCUAAAGGAGCUCACAGCACAGCGGGAGAUGGAGCGCAAGGAGUCAGUCUUUCAGCUGCGACAGACACAAGCAAACAUGGCAGAGAUGCGAAAGGAAAGCGACCUCCUGAGGUGGAGGCUCCUCCGGGCUGAACUGGAGUCUCCGCGGAAGCGGACCCAGAUCCCAGAAGAGCCAGGCCUGGCCACUGGCAGUGGGGCUGGAACAGAAGGAGCACAUGAAGAGGAGGAGGAGGCAGGGGCUGCUGCUACUUCUGCUGCUGGUACCACAGGAAGAAGAAGAAGACAAAAGGAUGCAGAAGGGGCAGAGGCCACCAAGAAGCUGGGUAGAGGCCCUGUCCACCUUCCUGGAGCUGAGGAGCAGAAAAAUUACACCUCUGGUGGGCAGAGGGAGGGGGAGAGGCCUAUAGUUAACCUUGGGCUUACAACACAGCAGAGAUUUGCCAUCCCUAAGAAAAUCCUUCAGGUCUACAAACAGGGGACACCAGCACCAGUUGCAGACAAGGACUGCUAUGGCUGUCUAGCUCCACAACAGGAGAACCCUCCCCAAUCCCCAGUGGCAGAACUGGAAACUCCUGCCACUGCCUAA
Messenger RNA from Zalophus californianus (California sea lion), 915 nucleotides. RefSeq names its product testis-expressed protein 13B. Bases 1 to 915 code for a protein of 304 amino acids. The transcript is spliced from 3 exons. The record is from RefSeq and is a predicted model, not a curated record. Lineage: Eukaryota; Metazoa; Chordata; Mammalia; Carnivora; Otariidae.